UAUAACACCCCCAUCAUCACCAAACCCUAAAAAGGAAGUCCCUGUGCUUUCCUCUCCUCCUCCUCCUCCUCUUCUUCAACUUGAAAACAAACCCUAAUUAUGGGACCUAUUCAAUUACUCUAAAACUUUAAAAAGAGUUCUUUUUUCCCAAGAUCAUGAGUGCAAACACUUGUAGUAGCGGCGGUGCUGCUGGUAGUUCGACUGGCGGUGCUGUUGGUGGUGGUGGUGGUGGACCUUGUGGCGCGUGUAAGUUUUUGAGGAGGAAAUGUGUUCCGGGUUGUAUAUUUGCACCGUAUUUCGACUCGGAACAAGGUGCGGCUCAUUUCGCGGCGGUUCAUAAGGUGUUUGGUGCUAGUAAUGUGUCGAAGCUGUUACUUCAUGUCCCGGUUCAUAAACGGCUUGAUGCGGUGGUUACUAUAUGUUACGAGGCUCAAGCUCGGCUGAGAGACCCCGUUUACGGUUGCGUCGCUCAUAUCUUUGCACUUCAACAACAGGUUGUGAAUUUACAAGCAGAGCUAUCGUAUUUACAAGCCCAUUUAGCUACGCUAGAGCUUCCAACGCCGCCACUACCUUCUCCUCCUCCACCGCCGCCACAACAAACUCUAAUGGAACCGCCACCUCUCUCAAUAUCAGACCUCCCACCAGCCACUUACGACUUAUCCACACUUUUUGAUCCUAUGGUGCAACCUUCAUGGGCCAUGCAACAAAGACAAAUCAACCAGUUCGACUCGUCAUCGCUUGGAAGCGGCGAUCUUCAAGCAUUGGCUCGAGAACUCCUCCAUCGACAAGGGUCACCACCGCGACUACCGGCUUCACCGUCACCAUCUUUCUCAAAGUGAGACUGACCCCUUUUUAAUUUUGCUUGCCUUGGAAAAUUAUUACCAUGUGACCCAUAUAUAUAUAUAUACACUUAGCUUUAUCCAAGCAAGGGAGCUUAAAUUUUCAUGUUGUAUAUUUCAUUGGGCAAGUAAUCUGGAUAACUAAUUAACCUUUCAUUUUUAA
Molecule: messenger RNA, 1002 nt
Organism: Gossypium raimondii (Peruvian cotton)
Lineage: Eukaryota; Viridiplantae; Streptophyta; Magnoliopsida; Malvales; Malvaceae
Product: LOB domain-containing protein 18
Exons: 2
Coding region: 156-839 (227 amino acids)
Biological process (GO): positive regulation of DNA-templated transcription; hormone-mediated signaling pathway
Cellular component (GO): nucleus
Source: RefSeq, a predicted model, not a curated record